GACAUCUGUUUUGCCCUACCCCGGACGACUGGGUUCACGGGCAAGAUGGCAAUGGCGGCGCUCACAGCAGUACGGUGUUCCCGUGGGUUGCUGAAUGGCUUUAAAGUUUCAUUUCAGACCUUGACACAAGCAAAGAAUGGGACAGCUGCAGCUAUCAGGUCAGACCUCUUGCGCCAUUCAAGAUGUUAUUCUGUCGCUCAUCUCUCGGUUCAAGAGCGCAUCGAAAAGAAACGAAGCGCAGCGCUUGUUGGAGGAGGUCAGAUGAGAAUUGAUGCACAACACAAAAGGGGUAAAUUGACAGCAAGAGAGAGAGUUGAACUACUGCUAGAUAAGGACUCUUUCGUCGAAUAUGAUAUGUUUGUCGAACACAGAUGCUCAGAUUUCGGGAUGGAGGCAGAUAACAAUAAGUACCCCGGGGACAGUGUCGUGACGGGACAGGGUAGGAUCAAUGGCAGGCUGGUGUAUGUAUUCAGUCAGGAUUUCACGGUUUUUGGAGGAAGUCUCUCAGGAGCUCAUGCCCAGAAGAUCUGUAAGGUCAUGGACCAGGCGAUGAUGGUGGGGGCCCCUGUGAUCGGCCUCAAUGACUCAGGUGGCGCCCGCAUUCAGGAGGGAGUGGAGUCUCUGGCUGGAUAUGCAGAUAUCUUCCUGAGGAAUGUAAUGGCUUCAGGCGUAGUCCCUCAGAUCUCCCUCAUCAUGGGUCCUUGUGCUGGAGGAGCUGUCUAUUCACCUGCAUUGACCGACUUCACUUUCAUGGUGAAGGACACGUCGUAUCUGUUCAUUACGGGGCCGGAUGUAGUGAAGUCUGUGACCAAUGAGGACGUGACGCAGGAGGAGCUUGGAGGGGCGAAGACUCACACUGCUGUGUCCGGUGUCGCUCACAAGGCCUUUGAGAAUGAUAUCGAUGCACUGCUGAACCUCAGGGAGUUCUUUAACUUCCUCCCAUUGAGCAAUAAGGACGCUUCUCCCGUCAUGGAAUGCCACGACCCCAGUGAUCGUCUUGUCCCUGGCCUUGAUACAGUUGUUCCCUCUGAAACCACUAAAGCCUAUGACAUGCUGGACAUCAUUCAGGCAACUGUGGAUGAAAGGGAAUUUUUUGAAAUCAUGCCAAACUACGCCAAAAACAUUGUUGUGGGGUUUGCCAGGAUGAAUGGACGCACCGUGGGUAUUGUAGGCAACCAGCCUAAGGUGGCCUCAGGCUGUCUGGAUAUCAACUCUUCAGUGAAAGGGGCUCGCUUUGUGCGCUUCUGUGAUGCCUUCAACAUUCCAAUUAUCACCUUUGUGGAUGUGCCUGGAUUUUUGCCAGGCACAUCUCAGGAAUACGGAGGCAUCAUCAGACAUGGAGCAAAACUGCUCUUUGCAUUCGCAGAGGCAACUGUUCCCAAAAUCACCAUCAUCACCAGAAAGGCCUAUGGAGGUGCGUAUGAUGUCAUGAGCUCCAAACAUCUCCGAGGAGACGUGAACUACGCCUGGCCAUCUGCUGAAGUAGCAGUGAUGGGUGCCAAGGGUGCUGUGCAGAUCAUCUUCAGGGGAAAGGCGAACCAGGCGGAGGCUGAAGCCGAAUAUGUGGAGAAGUUUGCCAACCCUUUCCCUGCAGCUGUCAGAGGUUUUGUUGACGACAUCAUUCAGCCCUCAACCACCAGAAAGAGGAUCUGCCGAGACCUGGAGGUCUUGGCCAGUAAGAAGCAAAGCAACCCAUGGAAAAAACAUGCCAACAUUCCCUUGUAAAGCUGUCUGUCUGGUCUAAUUGUUUAUGUGUGUGUGCAGUUUUGUUCUUUUAGAUAAAGUAGGAUUAAGAUCUAUAAUGUUAUACCAGUUAUCCAAAGAUAACUGUGCCUUACCUUCAGAAGAACUUUUCUACACGGUGUUGAAAUUAGGAAAUCUAGUUCGCCCACAGUCCUGUGUAGUGUGACCCUUUGGGUUUAUUGAUUGAGAAUAAACACAACACUAAAAAAAAAA
Molecule: messenger RNA, 1956 nt
Organism: Clupea harengus (Atlantic herring)
Lineage: Eukaryota; Metazoa; Chordata; Actinopteri; Clupeiformes; Clupeidae
Gene: pccb
Product: propionyl-CoA carboxylase subunit beta
Exons: 15
Coding region: 46-1725 (559 amino acids)
Cellular component (GO): mitochondrion
Molecular function (GO): propionyl-CoA carboxylase activity
Source: RefSeq, a predicted model, not a curated record